AUGACCAGAACCUCAGUCUUAGCAGAUGCUUUAAAUGCCAUCAACAACGCCGAAAAGACCGGUAAGAGACAAGUUCUCAUUAGACCAUCAUCAAAAGUCAUUAUUAGAUUCUUGACCGUUAUGCAAAAACAUGGAUACAUUGGUGAAUUCGAAUACAUUGAUGACCAUAGAUCAGGUAAAAUCGUUGUUCAAUUGAACGGUAGAUUAAACAAGUGUGGUGUCAUUUCACCAAGAUUCAAUGUCAAGAUUGGUGACAUUGAAAGAUGGACUGACAACUUGUUGCCAGCUAGACAAUUCGGUUACGUUAUCUUGACUACUUCUGCUGGUAUCAUGGACCACGAAGAAGCUAGAAGAAAGCACGUUUCUGGUAAAAUCUUGGGUUUCGUUUAUUAA
Molecule: messenger RNA, 393 nt
Organism: Lodderomyces parapsilosis
Lineage: Eukaryota; Fungi; Ascomycota; Pichiomycetes; Serinales; Debaryomycetaceae
Gene: RPS22A
Product: 40S ribosomal protein uS8
Exons: 1
Coding region: 1-393 (130 amino acids)
Biological process (GO): translation
Cellular component (GO): ribosome; cytosolic small ribosomal subunit
Molecular function (GO): structural constituent of ribosome
Source: RefSeq, a predicted model, not a curated record